Molecule: messenger RNA, 1710 nt
Organism: Armigeres subalbatus
Lineage: Eukaryota; Metazoa; Arthropoda; Insecta; Diptera; Culicidae
Exons: 4
Coding region: 1-1710 (569 amino acids)
Source: RefSeq, a predicted model, not a curated record
AUGUCAGGUUUGAAGUUAAUUAGAAGUUAUUUGGGUGAUUCAUCUGACGGAAGUGAACAAAGUUCUGAUGAAGAGGAUUUUCGUGGAUUUAGUGAGAACACAUGUAAUGAAACGCGUGGAGUGCUUCUGUGCUAUGACCAAGAAAAAAGGAAAAACUUCCGGUCCUUCUUCGCUUCCUUGCCGCUUGAUAAUUCUGGUGAUAUUGUAUCGAGAGCAGAUAUAUCCUCGAAGGCGGAUGACGGUAAAGUGUCGACGAAGCAAAGUAUAGACCAUGGCUGUGAAGAAAAGGCGUCUGAUUUCCAUUUUAUAGUUGCGAAUGAAGAUGAGAAAGAUGAUCCUGGAAACGAUGGAAAUAACUAUGACGAUGUAACAUCUAAUGAAAGCCUGUUUUCCAUGAGUGCAGACAACUCUGAUGGCAGUUUUUUUGGUAACCUGCCGGAGAAAUCUAGAUCGCAGCGAAAAAGGACGAAGAAAGAAGCACGGAAGCGAGACAUAGCGAAACGGCGGCGGCUUUCACAUGCCACAAUACUUGAGCAUUGCGGCUGCAGCAAGGAAUGUAGCAAUUUGGUUUCAAAGGAUGACAGGAUCGAUAUCAAUAAUAGCUUUUGGUCCCUCGAUGCAGCAGGUCAGAAGCAUUUUAUACGGGAAAGGGUUAUACGUAAAGCCGUAAAAAGACGCAGUCGAAAUGCUUUCUCCGAGGAAAAUCUGCGGAAGCGUCACUCGUAUGAGUUCCAUAUUCGGGCGGUGGCAAGUGAUGAAGUGCCGAAAGUUUGCCGGAAGUUCUUCCUCAACACGUUCGGAUACGGGGAACAUUGUGGAAAUAUUAUCUAUCGUAUGGUUGAAGAUGCUGACGAUGAUGAAGAAGCUAGACCAAGAUCCCUCAAGCGGGGAAAGUAUGAGCGAAGCACCGAAAAAUAUACUUCUGUCAAAACCCAUAUCAACAAGUACAAUCCGUGCAUUUCGCAUUAUCGUCGUGAACAUGCACCCAACCGAUUAUACUUGCCAUCUGACUUGUCUGUUAGGAAAAUGUACAAGCAUUACAAAGAAACCCACGAGACAGAAAUGAAAGAAUUGGAGCUAAAGUUUUUUGAACCUGGCCAUACUUUUAUGGCUGCAGACAGCUUCCAUGCUGCUGUAGAAGGAUCAAUGCGGAAAGACCCUCCAAUAACCUAUGAAGACUUUCGAACCGUGGUCGCAAACGCGAAGUCGAACGUAGAGGUCCUAGAUAUGCAGCCAGAGGAUUUCUUCUCAAAUUUUCUGAACGUUUCUCAGUACGCCCUGAAUAAAAUUAAACCUCGCCCGUAUAUCGACAAUAUCAGAUAUAUUGCCGUUAAAAAAGGUUCAUUGAAUUUACACUACAGUGAAUCAGUGAGCGGAAAAGAUUUGAAGAGCUGUAAAAUUUUUACCGCUAAGCAAGAGCGACUGGUUUCGGAUGCUGAUUUCGACCUAGAAAAUCAACUGAAGAGAAAAAGAGAACCUCGAGGUAUUGACGCUAACAGGAAAGCUGAUUUGUUGAAAGUUAUUUUGCCACUAAUCGAGGAAGACAAGAAAGCGUAUUGGAGCCCCGGCGAAGGAGGUUCUUCCGAUACCGACGCCAACCAGCCGAGUGCCAAGGUCAGUCCAGCGAUUCCGGGGGAGCAGGGCGUCCGGUUCACUGGUGCCCUGACGACCCGUAACUGGUUGUAUUUCAUCGCGAACUACUCGGUCUAG